AUGGACCUGAGGGAUUUUUACCUGUUGGCUGCUCUGAUUGCCUGUUUAAGGCUGGAUUCCGCAAUAGCUCAAGAACUUAUUUACACUAUUAGAGAGGAAUUGCCUGAAAAUGUGCCCAUAGGAAACAUACCAAAGGAUCUGAACAUUUCUCACAUCAAUGCUGCCACAGGGACCAGUGCCAGCCUUGUCUACAGACUGGUUUCUAAAGCUGGGGAUGCCCCUUUGGUGAAAGUAUCCAGUAGCACUGGGGAAAUUUUCACAACCUCCAAUAGAAUAGACAGAGAAAAACUCUGUGCUGGAGCCUCUUAUGCUGAGGAGAAUGAGUGUUUCUUUGAACUUGAGGUAGUGAUCCUCCCCAAUGAUUUUUUCAGGCUGAUCAAAAUAAAAAUAAUUGUCAAGGAUACCAAUGAUAAUGCCCCCAUGUUUCCAUCCCCUGUCAUCAAUAUUUCCAUUCCAGAAAACACUUUGAUCAACAGCCGCUUUCCAAUUCCAUCAGCAACAGAUCCUGACACAGGCUUCAAUGGUGUACAGCAUUAUGAAUUGUUAAAUGGGCAGAGUGUUUUUGGACUGGAUAUCGUGGAAACUCCGGAGGGAGAGAAGUGGCCGCAAUUGAUUGUUCAGCAAAACUUGGACAGAGAACAGAAAGAUACCUAUGUGAUGAAAAUCAAAGUAGAGGAUGGAGGCACUCCACAGAAAUCCAGCACGGCCAUACUGCAGGUCACAGUAAGUGAUGUAAAUGACAACAGGCCAGUGUUUAAAGAGGGUCAAGUGGAGGUGCAUAUUCCAGAGAAUGCUCCUGUGGGCACCUCUGUAAUUCAGCUCCAUGCCACUGAUGCAGAUAUAGGCAGUAAUGCUGAAAUCCGGUACAUUUUUGGUGCCCAGGUCGCCCCUGCAACCAAAAGGCUCUUUGCUUUAAAUAAUACUACUGGACUGAUUACAGUUCAGAGGUCCCUAGAUCGAGAGGAGACAGCCAUUCACAAAGUGACAGUGCUGGCUAGUGAUGGCAGCUCCACUCCUGCUCGAGCAACGGUUACCAUCAAUGUCACUGAUGUAAAUGAUAACCCUCCUAACAUAGACCUCAGGUACAUUAUAAGUCCCAUCAAUGGCACAGUGUAUUUAUCUGAGAAAGAUCCUGUCAAUACAAAGAUUGCCCUAAUUACAGUUUCAGAUAAGGACACAGAUGUGAAUGGCAAAGUGAUCUGUUUUAUUGAAAGAGAGGUCCCAUUUCAUUUGAAGGCAGUAUACGAUAACCAAUAUUUGUUAGAGACCUCCUCUUUGUUGGACUAUGAGGGCACCAAAGAAUUCAGCUUUAAAAUUGUUGCCUCUGAUUCUGGGAAACCCAGUUUAAAUCAGACUGCCCUGGUAAGGGUUAAGCUUGAGGAUGAAAAUGACAACCCACCAAUUUUCAACCAGCCUGUAAUUGAGCUGUCAGUUUCUGAAAACAACCGACGUGGGUUAUACUUAACAACUAUUAGUGCCACAGAUGAAGACAGUGGGAAAAAUGCGGACAUUGUUUAUCAGCUUGGACCGAAUGCCUCCUUCUUUGAUUUGGACCGAAAGACAGGAGUUUUGACAGCCUCCAGAGUCUUUGACAGAGAAGAACAGGAGCGGUUCAUUUUUACAGUAACUGCCAGGGACAAUGGAACCCCUCCCCUCCAAAGCCAAGCGGCCGUGAUAGUUACUGUUCUGGAUGAGAAUGACAAUAGCCCCAAGUUUACUCAUAAUCAUUUUCAAUUUUUUGUGUCUGAGAAUCUGCCAAAGUAUAGUACUGUGGGGGUAAUCACAGUGACAGAUGCAGAUGCUGGAGAGAAUAAAGCUGUGACUCUCUCCAUUCUAAAUGACAAUGAUAAUUUUGUGCUGGAUCCCUAUUCUGGAGUCAUAAAGUCAAAUGUCUCAUUUGAUAGAGAGCAGCAGAGUUCCUACACUUUUGAUGUCAAAGCCACUGAUGGAGGACAACCACCUCGUUCCUCCACUGCAAAAGUAACUAUCAAUGUCAUGGAUGUCAAUGACAAUAGUCCAGUUGUCAUUUCUCCACCUUCCAACACUUCUUUUAAGUUGGUACCCCUCUCAGCCAUUCCUGGCUCUGUGGUAGCAGAAGUUUUUGCAGUGGAUAUCGACACUGGGAUGAACGCCGAACUGAAGUAUACAAUUGUGAGUGGGAACAACAAAGGCUUGUUUCGGAUCGAUCCAGUAACAGGUAACAUCACUCUGGAAGAGAAGCCAGCACCUACUGAUGUGGGCUUGCACCGUUUGGUGGUCAAUAUAAGUGACCUGGGAUACCCUAAGUCUUUGCACACACUCGUGCUUGUUUUUCUUUACGUUAAUGACACCGCUGGGAAUGCCUCCUAUAUCUAUGACUUGAUUCGCAGGACUAUGGAGACCCCACUGGAUAGGAACAUAGGGGACAGUAGCCAACCCUAUCAAAAUGAGGACUAUCUCACCAUCAUGAUUGCCAUCGUCGCAGGGGCCAUGGUGGUCAUAGUGGUGAUCUUCGUCACCGUCCUGGUGCGAUGUCGCCAUGCAUCGAGGUUCAAAGCAGCUCAGAGGAGCAAGCAAGGUGCUGAGUGGAUGUCCCCAAACCAGGAGAACAAACAAAACAAGAAAAAGAAAAGGAAGAAAAGAAAGUCUCCCAAGAGCUCUCUUUUGAACUUUGUUACAAUUGAAGAGUCCAAACCUGACGAUGCAGUUCACGAACCUAUCAAUGGGACAAUAAGCCUGCCCGCUGAGCUGGAGGAGCAAAGUAUAGGAAGAUUUGACUGGGGCCCAGCCCCUCCAACAACCUUCAAGCCUAACAGCCCUGACCUGGCCAAGCACUACAAAUCUGCUUCUCCACAGCCUGCUUUUCAUCUUAAACCAGACACUCCGGUUUCCGUGAAAAAGCAUCAUGUGAUUCAGGAACUCCCUUUGGACAACACCUUUGUCGGGGGUUGUGACACCCUCUCCAAACGCUCUUCCACUAGUUCAGAUCACUUCAGUGCCUCAGAGUGCAGUUCCCAAGGAGGCUUCAAGACAAAGGGCCCCUUACACACCAGACAGUGUAACUCACACAGCAAAAGUGACAAUAUUCCUGUCACUCCUCAGAAAUGUCCCAGCUCUGCGGGUUUCCACAUUCAGGAGAAUGAAGAAAGCCAUUACGAGUCGCAGCGCCGCGUUACGUUUCACCUCCCCGACGGCUCCCAGGAAAGCUGCAGUGACAGUGGUCUAGGCGACCACGAGCCGGUGGGUAGUGGAACCCUGAUCUCACACCCUCUUCCUCUGGUUCAGCCACAGGACGAGUUCUACGACCAGGCCUCUCCGGACAAGAGGACCGAAGCAGAUGGCAACUCCGACCCCAACUCUGAUGGGCCUUUGGGUCCCCGAGGAUUAGCUGAAGCCACAGAGAUGUGCACUCAAGAGUGCUUGGUUUUGGGUCACUCUGAUAAUUGCUGGAUGCCUCCUGGCUUGGGCCCAUAUCAACACCCUAAAUCUCCUCUCUCAACCUUUGCACCCCAGAAAGAAUGGGUCAAGAAGGACAAGCUUGUGAAUGGGCACACCCUUACCAGAGCCUGGAAAGAAGAUAGCAACAGGAACCAGUUCAAUGACCGUAAGCAGUAUGGCUCCAAUGAAGGCCAUUUCAACAAUGGCAGCCACAUGACAGACAUUCCUCUGGCAAAUCUGAAGUCUUAUAAGCAAGCAGGAGGUACUAUUGAGAGUCCGAAGGAGCACCAACUCUAA
Puma concolor (puma) is the source of this 3714-nucleotide messenger RNA. RefSeq names its product protocadherin 9 (gene PCDH9). Gene Ontology annotation, biological process: homophilic cell-cell adhesion. Gene Ontology annotation, molecular function: calcium ion binding. NCBI's taxonomy places the organism in Eukaryota, Metazoa, Chordata, Mammalia, Carnivora, Felidae. Gene Ontology annotation, cellular component: plasma membrane. The record is from RefSeq and is a predicted model, not a curated record.